This is a messenger RNA of Salpingoeca rosetta, 1137 nucleotides long. RefSeq lists its product as uncharacterized. Bases 1 to 1137 code for a protein of 378 amino acids. The record is from RefSeq and is a predicted model, not a curated record. NCBI's taxonomy places the organism in Eukaryota, Choanoflagellata, Craspedida, Salpingoecidae. The transcript is spliced from 4 exons.
AUGCCUGUGCUGCUACUGUCGCUGGCCACAGGCCACCUGAAGCUGCUGCACCCAUUUGCGCUCAUGUUGGACGGCACCCUGGACUGCCUAAGCAACCUGCACUUCAUCCACAUCCGGCAGCUCUUCCGUGUCCUGACCACGCUCACGUUUCACCGCCAGUGCACCGCAGCCCCAGGCCUCAGAGGAAGAUGGUGUCUGUCUCAAUCGAAUGAAGAGCUGAAACGCAGCGGCACCAUCGCUGCUACCACCGUCACCCGCACCUGGCUCACUCUCGCCAACGACACAGACACCUCCAUCGGCCGUGCGUUCCUCAUCUAUGUCGACAAGUGCAAACAGCUGACAUGCUCCGUUGCCACUAGUUCUCCACAGCCACGCCCAGCCAUUUGCCCGCCCAUUGUGGCCUCCGUUUCCUCCCCCUCCCGCCACCACCAACAACCACCAAGAACAAAGCACAUCUGUCGGGAUGCCAUCGCGCCGCAGGUGAACGGGGAUGGCGGACUCACCAUCGACCCACCGCCGCCACGGCCGCUUGGCUUCAGGUCGCUCGCCGACCCCGGCAGGCACGUGUGGAGGGAGCCGGGACCCCAAGCGCACGUUCCAGCACAACAACACCGUCAACACGAUUGUGGUUUGCGCAGACGGACGGGUGCGCCCCAAACGCGGGAGAUGUGCUCUAACUUGUCGCCUGAGUACACGCGCGCGCGCGAGGUGGACAAGGACACGCACGUGGUCGUCAACGAGAAGACGCUGCAGGCGCCGUUCGAGACGAAGCUGAAGCUGCUGUCAGGGAUUGCCGCCCCAGACCGACGAGGAGACAAGACUGCGGAAGCACGCUGCCGGAACGCAGACCUCUUCACGUUCCUGACGUCGCUGCAGCCCUUUGUAUGGUGGGACCUGUCGCUGGGGACGGGCAACCUGAACCCCGAGGAGGAGACGGUGGUGGAGGUGCAGCACGAGAGUUGGGCGCAUCCCCGAUUGGCGUGGGCCUGCAGCGACGACGUGCUGUUCCGCACGGUCGCGGACGGACAGCGAGUACAUUCUGGCGACCCAGCCCUCCGACAAGGCUGCUGGGCGUCGCGCACGCUGUGGCCGAACCCGCUGCCGAUGCGGCCGCACAUUCACGUGCUGAUGGAGUGA